AUGAUCAGAUCAAUAGAACUAAUGGACUUCUCUGAAUACUAUAGAGUGAUAUGCCGAGAGAAGGCGGUCGGAGCAGGCGUGAUCAUCAGGAGCUCAUCCAUGGAGGAUAUCUUGGAUUGGUUUUCUAAUCCAUCCCCAGAGGGAGAUCAGAUGGUACCGCACUCCUUAGUAAGGGAGGAAGAAAAGUACGAUCCACGGAUGUUGAGGCCACCUACCCCCACUGAUAUGGAUUUUAUCGAGAAUGAAGAUCCAUAUGAGGACGAGGAGUCCUAUAAGGACAAUUUGUACGAUGGCCAGGUGGGAGGAUAUCCAGGUGACAUCUUGCCAUACCCUAACUAA
Lactuca saligna is the source of this 339-nucleotide messenger RNA. The record is from the annotation of a GenBank genome assembly. Lineage: Eukaryota; Viridiplantae; Streptophyta; Magnoliopsida; Asterales; Asteraceae.